This is a messenger RNA of Lytechinus variegatus (green sea urchin), 4150 nucleotides long. RefSeq names its product metabotropic glutamate receptor 3-like. The coding region runs from base 328 to 3162 and encodes 944 amino acids. Gene Ontology annotation, molecular function: group II metabotropic glutamate receptor activity. The transcript has 4 exons. Gene Ontology annotation, biological process: G protein-coupled glutamate receptor signaling pathway; regulation of synaptic transmission, glutamatergic. Gene Ontology annotation, cellular component: membrane. NCBI's taxonomy places the organism in Eukaryota, Metazoa, Echinodermata, Echinoidea, Temnopleuroida, Toxopneustidae. The record is from RefSeq and is a predicted model, not a curated record.
UUGUGAGACGGACGCUCUACCAACUGAGCCAACACACCGGUUGGCUCAGUCUAAGGAAAUCAUUAUUUUCAUCAAUCUUAAUAUUACCUGAAAGUAUCUUCCCCCUGUCAUAAUUGUAUAUUCGAUAGCUUUGAGAGAGAGGAAAAAAGAUGAUAAGAAUGAUUCACAAUUAUGCAGAUAUGCAGAGAUAGACAAGAACUAUUUCCUAAAUGGCAUGUUGUAGAAGACUUUGAUCGAAUGCACCUGACACUUUAAGCAACGGUUUCACGACUUAAAGUCGUGAAUGUGGUCUAUAAACAUCCUUGAAACUAUCAGACUUUAGUAAUUAUGGCAGAAACAUAUAUUACAGUUAGAAUAUGUUUGGUCUUGAUCAUAUUGAGGACUCUGGCAAAUGCCGAUGGCCCAGAGCCCGAGGUCGUUUACCAACGGGACGGCGACGUCGUCAUCGGUGGGUUAUUUGGACUCCACUACAGCACUAGAAAUUCAAAGGCGUGCCUUAUAAUCAGGGAGUUCCAGUCUCUGAAACGCGUCGAGGGCUUCGUCUACGCCAUCGAGUACAUCAACAAUGACAGUUCGAUCCUACCCGGCAUCACCCUCGGGUUCCAGAUCUACGAUACGUGUUACUACGACAUCGUCGCGCUCGGGAGAUCGAUGAACUUUGUCCCCGACAGGAACGGGGUCAUUUGUAAUUGUGUGAAUGAUACCUACAGGGGAGUCAAGGGGACGUCGUCACCGGGAGGAAGUUGUUCCGGGUCGACGAGACACUCCACUGUCCAAAGUAAUGGCAGCGGUGGGAUGUGCUGCAGAGGAACCCCGUUGAUUGGCAUCGUGGGUGCGGAACGCAGUGAGUCCAGCAUGCAGGCAGCGACUCUCUUGGGUCUACAGGCCACACCGCAGAUCAGCUAUCUCUCUACCAGUGAUUCAUUGAGCGACAAGCAAGUCUAUCCAUAUUUCUUAAGAACAGUCCCACCCGAUCGCUAUCAGGUCAGCGUCAUUGUGGACAUUCUCACCAACUUUAACUGGACUUAUGUAUCUUUCCUGUACUCUGAUGACGAAUACGGGCAAAAUGCUUACUCGGAAUUCCUGGUACAGACAGCAGAGGCUGGAAUAUGCAUCGCAUACCAUCAGUCUUUAGACGAAACUGCUGACCCUGUAGAGUACGACAAGAUCCUAGCUAAGAUGAUGGCGUACCCCUACAACAAGGCCAGGGCUGUAGUGCUCUUCACCCAUCCACAAAGUGCAGUAAAGAUCCUCAACUCGUCCAUCAAUGGAUCAGCUCCUGGACACUUUACCUGGAUCGCCAGUGACGGCGUAGGAAACAUCGGCGCCGAUGCGUUUGACAUAGCCGGAUUGAAGUCUGCAACACUAGGAAUGAUGGCCACUGUCCCAUACUCAAGAAGCCUCACAGCUUUUGACGACACGUUCUCUCAAAUCAACCCAGAAACGAGUGAUGAUCCAUGGGUUGACGAGUUCUUCAGGAGGUAUGUUGACUGUCCACUGGAUGAAAAUGAAGCAACGCAGUCCCAAUGUCAAGGUCGGUGGCUUAACAGUCGUCUUCCAAGCUUUGAGACCCUUGUCAUGGAUGCUGUCUUUGCCUACGCCUAUGCCCUGGACGCCAUGAUGAAUGAGGAAUGCAUGGAGGAGACUGACGUAACCGCUUGCGUCAUUCGUCUUGGGACCGAUGGCAAACACUUUGCCCCUUACCUGUUUGCAACGGCCUUUGAGAGCUUGGCCAAUGGGAAUUUCAGUUUUAAUCAGUAUGGCGAUGGGGAGGGAAGGUACGCCAUUGAGAACUAUCGCCUAGGUGCAGAUGGUGUUAUCCUGGAAGCAGAAAGGGUGGGGUUUUGGAAAGAUGGUCCGACGCGGGACGCUCGUCUGGAGUUGCAUGAAUGGGAUGUAUGGUUCUAUACAGAUGUUGGUUGGAACACCACUACCCCGCCAAAAUCUAUCUGCAGCGAGGAGUGUGAAAGUCGGCAGGUAAAGGAUCGCAUCCCGGAUACUGCCACAUGCUGCUGGAACUGCCGUCAAUGUGAGCUGAACGAGAUCGGUGCCACCGAGUCUGAAUGUGUGGCAUGUCCAGCAGACGCCCUCCCCGACCCGUCCACAGAUUAUACCACCUGUAUGACCGUUGAGCCUGUCCCUCUGGUCUUCCACAGCUGGCUUGGUCCUUUCCUAGUGGGCCUUUCUGGUCUUGGUCUCCUGACUGCUCUUAUUAUAUUUCUUCUGUAUGUCUAUAACAUCAAUGACACACUACUCAGAGGUUCCGAUCCAGUUCUUCAUUUACUAACCUUGUUUGGUACGGUUACCGGUUUCACCGUCGGACUUAUGGCCGUGCUGCCUCCUUCCAGGAUCAUCUGUACCUUUACCAGAAUCGCGGGAUCCGUCACCUACACCAUCAUUUACGUGCCCCUUGCAAUCAAAUGUGUACGACUCUACCGAAUCUUCAAGAAGGCAAAGGCCACUGACUCACAAGAAAAUGCUCACUUGCUGAGCCUUUGUGGUCAAUUCACAUUGUUUGUCCUAGCAGUCCUGAUCCAGCUAGCAAUAGAAACAACAUGGCUCCUUUUGUAUCCAAGCAAGGUCGUUCCAGUUUCCUACGAACAAAACGGUGAGCUCAAGAUCCAGAUGUGGUGCGAUGUCUUUUGGCCGGAACCUCUCUCAACUAUCAUCUAUAACUUCCCCUUUCUCAUCAUCUGCUGCAUCUUCACCAUCCUUGGUCGCCAUCUUCCCGACAACUAUCACGAAGCUCGCUUCAUUGCAUUCUCGUCGUUCGGAAGUUGCAUCCUCAUUGGCGCAUUCAGCGUCCCCUACGUCACUGCCAACCUGGAAUUCGAAAGUAGUUUGUAUUCCGAUAUCCUGACGAGCUUAAACGCUAUUCUCGUCCUUGUAUGUCUCUUCGUCAUCAAGUUGUACGCUGUGAUCUGCAUUACACCGGAAGUUCCUAAACUGAUCGGGAGUGCACUAGCACCGAGCGCGUUGGGGAUAUACAAGGACCGUGCGCGUACGCGUACUACGAGCAGCAGCGCGGAGAGUCACGUGAGCACGACUAAUCUGGUUCGGAGGCCAAGGACGAAAUCUAGCGAACCGAAAGAGGUUACUUUCAGCGAUAUCCGGCCAACUAUCGGAGACAUCAAUGAAGAAACCGAAAAUACCAGACUAUAGAAUGAAGGGUAUUUACAAAAUACGUUCUUUGGUUGGUUAAUACAACAUAGCUUCGAGGAACCUGAUAAAUUAUCGGUUUGAAAUGUGUCUGAAGAUGCAAAUAAACUUUUAUUGGUUCGGAAAAACAUAAAUUAUCAUUGCAGUACCUGCCUUCUCAUUCUCAUCGCAAGGUGGAGCUAUAUUCAAUUGGUGAAUUGUAUUACUUUGAUCCCCCUGUACCACGUAUACUAACUACUUCUACAUGUAUUUCAACCACUAGCAAUAAUGUCUCCUAUAUCAUAAGUUCAUGAAUUUGUGUGUGACGAUUCGAGAACAUUGAAACGAUCUCAAGUUCGUAAUACCGUUACAUAAUUAAGUAAUAAUUUAUAAUGUUUGAAAUUUGAUUGACCCAUUGGCGUGCAAUAUCUAUGUAGUGUUAUUGAUUAGCAAUUAAACUUGAAUUUCCAUGCAAGAUCGUAUCUUUACCGGGUUGUUUAUCCUACCAUGACAGGCACAGCUUCGUCAGUGACGAAUUCGAAUGAAUUGCCAGAAGAGAUAUUUUCCUUAUAUACACAGUAUCACAACGAUAUAUGCCCAUCAAGAACGAUAUGGUGAAUGUGCAUUGAUCAUUUUGUUCGUUUUGGGGAUUCAUUGAUCUAUUUCACUUCCUUGGUAGAGGUCGUCUAUAGCAGGGUAAUCGAAGAGAAAGCAGGUAAAUAUAGAAAAAAAACGUAGGCGUAUACAGAAACAUGUAGAUGUGGUCAGUAUCACUGACUUUAAACAAUUACUUAUGCAUGAAAUGAUUAGGGCAUGGUGCCCCUUCCAACUUUCCUACUACGUUUUGUUAUGGUGAAAUAUGCUUCUUUGUGACAUUGGGUGUCUUGGACAUGAAUAAGAACCACUGAAUUCUGAAUAGUGUAGAGAUCAGUGAUAAAAAAGAAACUGAAUAGAAUAUCACGUUUAAUCUUUUUUGCUGUAUGAUUAGUAGGGUCCAUUAUGGUAAAUGAAA